CCAAAAGGCACGUCAGGUCUUGCAAGAUGCAAGGUAGCACCCUGCUGCUUCAGCCCCAGCCUCCCCCUGCGGCUCCUGCCCACGUUGCUGCUGCCCCCGCUCCUGAUGAGCAACCAUUCGAAGCCCUCGACCAGCCCCUUCCCGACCAACACAUGGAACUCGACCCGCCAGCUGGCUUGCCUGAGCCCGCUGCUGAGGGCUCUCCAAGGCUAACCGAGGCACAGCAGGACGCUAUGCUUGCCAUCUUCCAUGUAGAGGACGACAAUGAUAUGGCAGGUGGCGAAGCUUAUCCGCCUGGGGAUGACAUGGAGCCGAGUGAGAAUGGAUACCCAGCGGACCCUGACGAUCCAGUUAACAUCUAUGCGGAAAUACUUAGCGCCUAUGCCGACGUUCUGGAAGGAGGGGCAGCCGACUCACCCAACCGCAACCGCACUUCCCAUUGCAGCCACUCACUGCCCCUGAAUUGCACAGGGAAGCAUGCAUGCAUAGCAGCCACAUCUAGGUAGCACAGGU
Messenger RNA from Astrephomene gubernaculifera, 513 nucleotides. Lineage: Eukaryota; Viridiplantae; Chlorophyta; Chlorophyceae; Chlamydomonadales; Astrephomenaceae. The record is from the annotation of a GenBank genome assembly.